This is a messenger RNA of Alligator sinensis (Chinese alligator), 1766 nucleotides long. RefSeq names its product insulin like growth factor binding protein 1 (gene IGFBP1). Gene Ontology annotation, cellular component: extracellular region. The record is from RefSeq and is a predicted model, not a curated record. Gene Ontology annotation, molecular function: insulin-like growth factor II binding; insulin-like growth factor I binding. Lineage: Eukaryota; Metazoa; Chordata; Crocodylia; Alligatoridae. The transcript is spliced from 4 exons. Gene Ontology annotation, biological process: regulation of insulin-like growth factor receptor signaling pathway. Bases 19 to 903 code for a protein of 294 amino acids.
GAUCCCACUGCUAGCUGGAUGUUUGUAAACUGCCUCCUGCGUCUUUGCAGACUGAGCGCUUCAUCUUUGUGGUCCUCACACAUCCCCAGAAUGACCAUUGUGAGGUCUCCAAUCUGCUGCUGCUGGCUGCCAUGUCUUCUGCUGCUCCUCAGCACUUACCUCACUUCUGGAGUCAACCUCCAACCCAUGCACUGUGCCCCUUGCACUGAAGAGAAGCUUGCUGUCUGCCCGCCAGUGCCCGCCAGCUGCCCAGAGAUGGCUCACCAGCCAGGUUGUGGCUGCUGCCAGACCUGCGCUCUCCAGAUGGGUGAGCACUGUGGAGUGUACACAGCACGCUGUGGCCAAGGGCUCAGCUGCCAUGUACCUCCAGGUGAGCCCAGACCACUCUAUGCCCUCAUCCAAGGGCAAGGAACAUGCCUGCCAACCAGUGAUGCAGAAGGGAUACGGAUAGCAGAGGCUACAGAUUCUAUGGAACCUGAAGAUAUACCCCUUGAAGGUACUGAAAUGACACAAGAUCAGCUGCUUAACUAUCAACUGAUGUUUCCCAUUGGGCAGGACAAGUCUAUUCCUUGGAAUGCCAUUAGUGCUUAUGAAAACAUGAAAGCCAAGAGAAUCACUGAAUUAAAGAAAUGGAAGGAACAGGGACCUUGCCAGAAAGAACUCUACAGAGCACUGUACAAAUUAGCUAAAGCUCAGCAGAAAACUGGAGGCGAGAUAUACAAAUUCUAUUUGCCUAACUGCACCAAGAAUGGAUUUUAUCACAGCAAACAGUGUGAAACUUCUUUGGAUGGUGAUUCUGCUGGAUGCUGGUGUGUCUAUCCAAGGAAUGGGAAAAGAAUUCCUGGCUCUCCUGAGUUGAAGGGUGACCCUGAAUGUCAGCAGUAUCUCGGUUCACAAGAAUAAGACCAAGCACAUGCCAGCAUUUGCAUUCACUCAUAUAAGUCUUUUGCAGGAUCCUGCAGUCUUUUAGACUGAUUCAGUGAAGUGCGCAUGUAUAUCUCACUUUAAGCAUAUCAGUAGUCCCACUAGUGACCAGUAGUCCCACUACUCACUAGUGGUAGUGCCACACAAGUCAAUGGGACUACAAAGAUGUUUAAAGUUAUAUAUGGAUCUAUGUGACUGCAGGGGUCCUAUACACCGUAGACAUAUAUAUGAAUAAUACUAUAAUGAGCUGCCUUUGUACACUGCAGAUUCCCUAGUAUGAAAUGCUGCUGAAUUAUUUAUUUCACAGUAACUUUAUUUUUGUCAGUGUGUUAUUAAUUUAUAUAUCCACAUCCUCAAACACUUCAUAACUUUAUAUGUAAAUACUUAACAUUAUUGUUCUUAAAGACAUGCAUUUUUCUAUUUUGGAAGAGUGCUGCUUGUUCAAUUUCACUUGGCUUAACACUAACUAUUAGGAAGAAGUGGCUUGUAAAACUUGCAUUUUGUAUUGUGUAUUUAUAGUUUGCAGAUGUAAAGCAGACUUUAAAAAGCUUCUGGGAGAGAAUAUGGUUAGGAAUUUAUUUAAAACCUGUUUCAUUUGUAUAUCACGUUACUUUUGCACCUCUGUUUCAAUGUCAAUCUUUUUCUUAAAAAAGAAAUUCUGAAUCAGGAUCAUAUAGGGAAAAACUAACAGGAGAAUAUUAGUUUAUAUUUUCCUCAUACAUGCACUGGAUACAUUGUAACAUAACAGGUGAAACUGUACAAACUGUAACAGGGGUAAAUUUUUCACAUGUUGACAUUGUCAUGUUAUUUAAAAUGAGCUAUUAAAUAAUUUCCAAUAGUCA